CGUUUCAUCAAAUUUCAAAUUUCGUCGAUGCUAAAGAAACGAUAUAGGUACCUAGACUUCAAUGAAAAAUAAUACAAUUAUGAUGAUUAGUAACAGAUUAUUUACCUUUUAGGUAAAACCUAACACAAAACAAUGAACUAGGGAGGUAAAACUAGUAUGACAAUAAAUGGUAUGCAUUAUAAAACUUAUGAAAGCCAAUGUAAUUAAUAUCAAUACCAACUUAUAUAUACCUAAAGUACAAAUAGGUAUGACAAAUACCUAUAGAAUAAAGAAGCUUUGUUUGUACUUACUUUGUAGUUUUGUAGUUUUGUAGUUGUAUGUACCUAGUUUGAUAAGGACUACUGUAGGAUACGUAGUUGAUAUUGUUUUCUUAAUUUCUUGUGUACAACGCCUAAACUUUAGAUCAAUAAUCGUUUUCGGAAUAACUUUGGAAUUUACUAAAUAAUUACUAUGUCAAGAUAUAAAAAUUUAUAUCCAAUCUUAACAAAAGUAAUCUGCUUUUCAAGUGAUUUGUUGAAACCAAAUCGAAUAAAAGUUGCGAGAGAGAUCACACAGAUACAAUUUCCAAGAAACUUAAUAUUUAUUUCUACCGGUUUAGCAUUUUUGUGGCCCAUCAAAAAGUCUAAAGAACCUAUAGACCAAGAAAAAUUGAAGAAACUAUCUGUGAUUGAUGACUCUGAUGAGCUGUUUGAAAACGGACAUUAUGAGGAAUGCUAUAAUUUACUCAAAAAUUAUGAGGAAAACCAGGACAUUGAAAUUCAAUGGCGUAUCUGUCGUGCAUUAUACAACAUGGCAAAAGAAUCUAAGUAUAACAAUGCACAAAAAAAGGAUUUCAUAUUUCAAGCAUAUGAGAUAAUUUGCAAGCACUUAAAUAACAAUGAAAACAAUUUUGCAGUGCACAAAUGGUAUGCUCUAAUUUUAGAUGCAAAAAGCCAUCACAAUGGCAUAAAAGAGAGAAUUCAACAACUUGAGAAUGUUAAAAAACAUAUGGAUCUUGCAGUAACACUAAAUCCCAAUGAUGCAACAACUUUACACAUGCUGGGUGAAUGGUGCUACCAAAUAACUGAGAUGCCGUGGCAUCAAAGGAAGAUAGCAGAAGUCUUGUUUGCAUCCCCACCUCAUUCAACAUAUGAGGAUGCUUUAGAAUAUUUUCUUAGGGCUGAAACUAUACAACCAAGAUUUUACAGUGUCAAUUUACUCAGAUUGGGCAUAUGUUAUCAUAAACUGGGAAAAGAGGAUCAAGCUAAAUAUUACUUAAAACUUGCAGCAAGUUACCCUGCAAAAUCAAAUGAUGAUCACUUAGCCAAUAAAGAAGCUGCUGAAUUGUUGAAGAAACUAAAAUAGUUUUGUUUAAUAUAAAACUAAAUAUAGAUGCUGUACUUGAUAUCUGUAAUUACAAUGUUUGUAUUACAUAAGUCAAAAUAAAAUUUUGUAAAUUUAAA
This is a messenger RNA of Bombyx mori (domestic silkworm), 1442 nucleotides long. RefSeq names its product regulator of microtubule dynamics protein 1. Gene Ontology annotation, molecular function: microtubule binding. Gene Ontology annotation, cellular component: cytoplasm; spindle microtubule; mitotic spindle pole. Lineage: Eukaryota; Metazoa; Arthropoda; Insecta; Lepidoptera; Bombycidae. The transcript has 4 exons. The coding region runs from base 451 to 1344 and encodes 297 amino acids. The record is from RefSeq and is a predicted model, not a curated record.